AUGGGACAUACCGGUGCCCCUUACUCUCCCCCUCCUUCCCCGCCAAAAUCGCCAGAGUCACCAAAAUCGGGAAUGUGGUUAAAGAUGAACGAUGGUAAAGUCUUUUCCCACAAAUCUACGGAGUUGGGAGUUAUACCAAAGUCGAUCGAAAGUGUUACGCAACAACCCUUGUUAAAUUCGAAUGUUGUUAUUCAUCCAUAUGAUAUUUAUUCUAAAACCUCGGCAAACGUCGCAACUUAUGAAACCCAAAUUCAUCAAAUCCAUGAUACCCGAAUCUAUGAAACAAAAUCCGAAACCUCAAAACUUAUCGAAAAACCACCCCAAGUUGAAACUCAAAAGUUGUCCAAAAUGAGUAUAACCUUUAUGUUAGAUAAUCCACGUGAUGAAACAACUUCCUUACCCACUACAAAAGAUGAUUCCGAACUCGGUAAAGAAAUCGAUCGUAAAGUUUAUGCUGGAAGGAAACGAAGGGGUCGUAAGAAUCCUUACCCCAUGAGGGCUCCCCCCAAGGACGCCCCAGGGAUAAAUCACAAGGUUGACGUUUAUAUGAAAGACCCCGCCGUCAUUAUGCGAAGUAACGUAACUUCAACCGUGAAAUCAUCCACAAAAUCAUCCGCAAAUUCGGUCGGACGUUCAUAUACCCCGCUUCAAACGUCGUCAAAAAAGUCCGAUGAAAUCGAAUCAAAUCAUGAACCGAUGACAGAUAAGGGGUCAAAAGUUGGUCUAAAGAGCAAGGGAAAACCGCCGAUGAGAAGGCAACGUCAAUCAAGACGUUCAGGAGCCGUCAAACCCGAACGAAAGCGAAAGGGAAAUAGCUUGGCCAGAGUAAUGGCUGAUCGAGGACUUUUGGAAUCUAUUUUUAACGCCGUUAUCGCUUCUGAUAUCAAGUCGGUCAGAAUUCCACCUCCGCAACCAAUGCAACAUCAAGAGUUGAUGAAAGCGAUCAAGGAAUUAAAUGUAGAUCAUAGUAUCUUGGAUAAUUACACUCCAAGCAUAGCUUGGAAAGGUCAACCCCUCAAUAUUUCACAUUUACCUCAUUAUGAAGAUUUGCAUGAGACUGAAGCAAGUGUCGUUUCAAUCCUUCGCCUCACUCCGGUACAAUACUUGACUGGUAAACAUACUCUUGUCUCCGCCGCUAAUAGAUAUAUUCAGAGGAACUUGCCAUUUAAGAAGAGCGAUGCCCAGAAGCUUUUGCGCAUCGAUGUAAAUAAAGCCAGCAAGCUCUGGGAAUUCUUCCGUCAGGUCCGAUGGAUCUAA
This is a messenger RNA of Funneliformis geosporum, 1257 nucleotides long. The record is from the annotation of a GenBank genome assembly. NCBI's taxonomy places the organism in Eukaryota, Fungi, Glomeromycota, Glomeromycetes, Glomerales, Glomeraceae.